This is a messenger RNA of Pungitius pungitius (ninespine stickleback), 5002 nucleotides long. RefSeq names its product kinase insert domain receptor like (gene kdrl). Gene Ontology annotation, cellular component: plasma membrane; signaling receptor complex. Bases 462 to 4433 code for a protein of 1323 amino acids. Gene Ontology annotation, biological process: multicellular organism development; cell surface receptor protein tyrosine kinase signaling pathway; positive regulation of kinase activity. Gene Ontology annotation, molecular function: transmembrane receptor protein tyrosine kinase activity; growth factor binding; ATP binding. The record is from RefSeq and is a predicted model, not a curated record. The transcript is spliced from 30 exons. NCBI's taxonomy places the organism in Eukaryota, Metazoa, Chordata, Actinopteri, Perciformes, Gasterosteidae.
GCACGGAGGCGACAGCGAGGAGGAAAGUGUCCCACAACGCUCGCUCCACUUGUGUCCUAAUUUUUUUCCCCGCAAACCUCUGACUUGACUUCAUCUCGCGUUCUGCCCCGUGGUUGUUUGCGCGUGGCGGUGGGUGGAUGGGAGGGGGAUUUUGAGUGCACCUGCCUCCGCGUACAUCCGUCUCCUCGGUGCCGGGUCGGGAGUCGGACUGACCCAGCUGCGCAGGAGCGCUGCGCUGCGCGACGCGCCAUGGGACACGGGAGAAUCACUGCCGCUUCGUGCACGCACACCUGAGGGCUCUGUGGAUUAACAGAUAACGUUUGUUUUUUGGGGGUCUGUUUUUUUUUAAGGAGAAAGAAGAAGACUCUUUCAUUUACUCGCUUAAAGGAGCGACGGUCACGCGCAAUCGAAAGCCUCUGCUAAAAGGACUUCUGUAUCACUGUAUUUUUUUGGGUGCCAGGAUGGUGUCCUCCAGCUGUGUCGGGUUGUUCGUUGUCCUCUUGUGCUGCUCAUCACUCACAAAUGGACAUUUGGAGACGGAGCACUCGCCCAAGAUUCUGCCGUCUGACAAUCCCCUCAUUCGACCUCAGGGCGAUUUGUUGAGCCUCGUGUGCAGAGGUCACGGCCCGCUGCACUGGACCCUCGGUGAUCUCCAUCGAUCCCAUCAUCGAUCGAUCCCAUCGAAGGGCGUGAAGGUGGCGCAGUGCGAUUCCAGACGUCACUCUCCCUUCCACUGCAGCAUACUCACGGUCACGAGCUUAAGUGCCAAUGACACCGGACGCUACAGCUGUAAAUACUCCAAGAAUGGUGUAGAACACAUUACCUCCAUCUACGUCUUUGUCCCAGAUCCCAAGCAACCGUUUGUGGGGCCCUUUCUUAGCUCAUAUGAAGUGCUUUUCAUCUACAGAGAUGCGACCACCAUGGUGGUUCCUUGCCGGACGUCCUCUCCUGAUACUGUUGUUACACUCAUAGCGACCAAACUUUCUACAAAUGUGGUCAUUGAGGGAAUGCCCUGGGAUCCAAAGGUUGGAUUUACGAUCCCCAUCGACCCCAACAACACCUUUUACAACCUGCUCACCUGUAAAACCACGGUCAACGGCCGUGAGUUCACGUCGAUGUACAUGCCUCAGAGAAUAACUCGCGUUCUGAACAAUGUGAAGAUCACCCCGGAUCGUGUCAGGGUGCUUGUUGGAGACACCCUUAUUCUCAACUGUACUGGCGAGACCAGCUACAAUGGAAGAAUCGUCUUCGAGUGGGAUUUUCCAAAAAAGAGAGAAAAUAGACACUUAUACAAAACUACGGAAGUCCGCCCCAGUCAGGUUUUUGUUAUGAGCAAGGCUUUGAUUUUGCCGAAUGUUUCCGUGGAGGAUAAGGGGGUGUACCGCUGCAGAGGUGAGCUCGAACCCACGAACUACAAGGAUGUCUCGGCAAAAGUCCUUGUUUACGAGCGUCCGUUCCUCAAUGUCUCCUAUAAGCAUUAUCGGCUUGGUGAAGUUACCGUUAAAGAAGGCAGAAAGAAGCUUGUUUUUGACCCCAAGGUCAACGCUCUGCCAAUACCAAACAUUGUUGCAUGGUAUAAGGACGGGGUCCGUAUCAACAUCACUUCCACCUGCUACAAUAUGUCUAACUACAGCUUGAUCAUCACCGACGUGCAACAGAAGCACGCUGGGGUCUUCACCAUAAGCCUGGGCAACCAAGCCAAGGGCUUGUACAGGAAUCUGAGCUACACGCUGGUCGUCCAGGUGAAACCAACUAUUUCGGAGGCGGAGCUUGCCACUGUGGAUGUGCAGCCGUACACGUUGCGCAGACAGCAUCAGCUGACCUGCACUGCUUAUGGAAUACCUUUGCCAAACAUCACUUGGUUCUGGCAACCGUGUGACUCGGACCCAACGCUUACAAAUUGCUUUCCUGACACCAAGCCACUUUCCGUCAACAUUGAUGAAAGGAGAAAUGACUCCCACAACUGGAUUAAGACUAUAAACGUCAAGUCCGAGCUGGUUAAAGCAAAAAACAAGACUGUGAGCACCCUGGUGAUAGGAGAGGCUAUGAUGUCAGGCAUGUACUCCUGUGUGGCCCAGAAUGAAGUCGGCAACAGCACAAUGACGAUCCCCUUCUACGUUGAUGAUCUCGCGGAGGGAAUCACCAUCACACCUCGGGCAGCCAUCGAGGGGGACGACGUCACUCUGACCUGCCGGGCAGCUCGCUACCUGUACACCGACCUGCGGUGGCUGGAUUCGAGGAAUCAAACGGUCGCUGCCAACGUGUCGGGUCUCCAGAUCGGCGGCUACUCCAUUUCUCUCUCUCUGCGUCUGCAUAACGUGUCCCAAGUCAGCACUACGGGCUACAAGUGCCAAGCGUACAAGCUCAACAGGAGGGUUGAACUCAAGACCGCUGCGCUUUUUGUGAAUGUGAGGAGAAGCCCCUGGCUGAGUCAGAAUCUGACCGAUCAAGCUGUGAACAGCAGCGGCACCCUGAUGCUGGCCUGCUUUGCUCUGGGAGUUCCUCGUCCUUACAUCAUGUGGUACAAAAAUGGUGUUGAGGUGGAGGAAGGACCAGGUAUCAUCCUGAAAGAGGACGGGGUCCUGACCAUCGAGAGGGUGAAGAAAGACGACGAAGGUCUCUACGAGUGCGUAGCCAGCAACGACGAGGGCAACGCGACGACCAGCUCUGUCGUUACUGUGUUCGGGGAUGAAGGAAAGCCGAGCGUUGAGGUCAUCAUUUUGGUUUGUACGGGAGUUGCCGCCACGUUCCUCUGGCUCAUGCUCAUCCUCUUCAUCCGCAAGCUGAGGAAGCAACCGGGACAUUACAAGAUGGGCCCGUCGAUCAUCAUUGACCCUGACGAGUGUCCCCUCGAGGAGCAGAAUGACCUUCUUCAGUACGACAGCAGUAAAUGGGAGUUUCCCCGCGACCGACUGCGGCUCGGCAAAACCCUCGGCCAUGGAGCGUUUGGGAAAGUGGUGGAGGCCUCUGCCUUCGGGAUCGACAAGCUCUCCACCUGCAAGACGGUCGCUGUCAAAAUGUUGAAAGGAGGCGCCACGUCCAACGAGAGGAAAGCUCUGAUGUCAGAGUUGAAGAUUCUGAUCCACAUUGGCCAUCACCUGAACGUGGUCAACCUGCUGGGAGCCUGCACGAAGCCCGGAGGGCCGCUGAUGAUGAUAGUGGAGUUCUGCAAAUACGGCAACUUGUCCAACUACCUUCGAGGCAAGAGAGACGACUUCCUCGUCUACAAGAGCCAGGACGACAAGGUGGUGUCGUCGGGGUCUCGCUGCGAGCUCAUCGAGCUGAUGAAGCGCCGCCUGGAGAGCGUGGCCAGCAACGGGAGCUCGGCCAGCUCGGGCUUCGUCGAAGAUAAGAGCUACUGCGACUCGGAGGAAGAGGAAGAAGAAUCUGAGGAUUUGUAUAAGAGAGUCCUGACGUUGGAAGAUCUGAUUUGCUACAGUUUCCAAGUUGCAAAAGGCAUGGAGUUCUUGGCUUCACGCAAGUGCAUCCAUCGGGAUUUGGCUGCACGAAACAUCCUGCUGUCUGAGAAUAAUGUCGUGAAGAUUUGUGAUUUCGGACUUGCCAGAGACAUCUAUAAAGAUCCGGAUUAUGUGCGCAAAGGAGAUGCCAGACUGCCGCUCAAGUGGAUGGCACCUGAGGCCAUUUUCGACAAGAUCUACACGACUCAGAGUGACGUCUGGUCCUUCGGUGUUCUCAUAUGGGAGAUCUUCUCUCUGGGGGCCUCCCCGUACCCCGGCGUCCAAAUCGACGAAGAAUUUUGCUGCAGGCUGAAAGAAGGGACCAGGAUGAGAGCCCCUGAAUACUCGUCCUCUGAAAUAUAUCAGACCAUGUUGGACUGCUGGCAGGGGGAGCCACAGGAGCGACCCACCUUCACCGAGCUGGUGGAACAGCUGGGAGAUCUGCUCCAGGCCAGCGUGCAACAGGAGGGAAAGCACUACAUACCUAUCAACACUGCCCUGAUGCCGAAGCUGGGAGACCCGUCCGCCGCGCUGCUCCCAGAGGAGACUCCCACAAGACCCGCCUCCCAACGCGACUCGGGGACCGCAUGGAACAUCAAGAUCCGUCCCGCUAGCGUGAAAACCUUUGACGAGGUUACCAUGGAGGACGGGACCAAUGGGAGCCACGAGGGCGGUCAGUCGGACAGCGGGAUGGGCCUGUCGUCUGACAACAUGGACACUCUGAAGCGCCUCGAGUCACUGGCGGGCCGACCGCUGAGCAUCAUGGCGGCCCUGGCGAUGAAGGCGGCGAGUAAGAGCAAAGAGUCGGUGCUGAGUGACGCCGACAAGGAGAAGUUCCAAUCCCCGGUCCCCUCUCUGGACUUCCUCCUGGACGACUCGGCCCUGGACGACUCGGCCCUGGACGCCGGUCUGGAGUGUCACAGCCCGCCGCCGGACUACAACUACGUGGUGCGCUACUCCACGCCGCCCGUGUAAAGCUCCGCCCCCCUCCCCCCCUCCACACGAACCCCCCCAGAGAACCCUGCAGGCCUUCUGCUUUGCCCAGCUCUGUUUUUUUGUUUUUCCGCUCUCAGUGCUGGAGCAAAGUUUGAGAGGAAAACACGUGAGAUCCCACCAAAGUGUUUUAGACGGAACGCCGCGAAAGGAAAAAACACCCAAUCCACCCGCCUUUAACCUCCAACUUCCGAGGGGGAGGGGGCGGAAAACGUGUAGACUGUUAAUUCCGCUCCGGUUUUGAGGAGCAAGCUGCCGUUGACGCUGCUGGUCCAUUUUCCACAUUCACUGUGAUUUGUCAAACAGCUGGAGACAGCCUCAGGUAUUACUGUCAUCUACUGUGAAAAGGAAGAGAGCUGAUCCCACUGCAGCCUGUGAUGAUGGAGAAUAACCACCGGGACAGAAAAGAGAGAGGCCAUAGCUCAGGCUUUUCAAGUUGAUGUUGGAAAACUCAUUUGUAGAUUUUAUUCCGAAAGUUAAAAAUGAAGUAAUUUGUAAAAAAAAAAAAAAAAGAAUUAAAAAGAGUAAAUAUUUUUGUUAUGUAGCUACAU